Molecule: messenger RNA, 1470 nt
Organism: Tarenaya hassleriana
Lineage: Eukaryota; Viridiplantae; Streptophyta; Magnoliopsida; Brassicales; Cleomaceae
Product: haloacid dehalogenase-like hydrolase domain-containing protein At3g48420
Exons: 11
Coding region: 102-1211 (369 amino acids)
Molecular function (GO): hydrolase activity
Source: RefSeq, a predicted model, not a curated record
GCACAAAGUGGCAAGGCUCCAAAAAAUAAAGGUUGGGGCUUUGUGCAAAAAAAUCAGCGCAAAGGUUCGUAUGAGUCACCAGAAAGCGAUAGAACGUCGCCAUGGAAACAGCUUCUGGUUUGAUUCUUAACAAUCUUCAACUCUCUUGCGCUAGAGCUCCUCUGUUCCCCAGACGGUAUGUCGGCACGGCUACAGGUAGUUCUCUGCCUUCAGCUUCUGCUUUCUCGGGGAAAUCCAAGAUUCCCGGAAAAUGCCUCCGAUUGCGGGGAUUAACUGCCUUCAGCUCACCGCUUGACCGAGAAGACUUGAACCCAUCUGACGAACUUGCCGUGAUUCUUGAAGUUGAUGGGGUUAUGAUCGAUGCAUAUAGGUCGUGUAAUCGCCAGGCUUUCAAUGUAGCAUUUCAAAAGCUUGGACUUGACUGCGCUAAUUGGCCUGAACCAGUUUACUCAGACUUGUUGAGGAAAGGUGCGGGUGAUGAGGAGAGAAUGUUGACUUUGUACUUUAACCGGAUCGGUUGGCCUACUUCAUUGCCGACCAGCGAGAAAGGGAACUUUGUGAAAAGUGUUAUGCGAGAAAAGAAAAAUGCAAUGGGUGAGCUUCUGAUGUCUGAAAGCUUACCUCUGAGGUCUGGAAUCAAAGAAUUUAUCGAUAAUGCAUGCAAGGAAGGGAUGCCCGUGGUUAUUGUAACUGCCUACUUCAAGAGUGGAGACAAAGUAGCCCGAUCCAUUGUUGAGAAGCUUGGCCAAGAAAGAGUUUUGAACGUAAAGGUUAUUGGGAACGAUGAGGUAGAACAGAGUCUUUAUGGACAACUUGUUCUUGGCAAAGGAGUGUCCUCAAGUCUAGAGGAUCAACUAGUCAAGGAAGCCAAAAAAGCAGCCUCUGCUGAGAAACAAAGGGUAGCAGAGGAGGUUGCAUCGAUGCUAAAGCUAAGUGUUGAACUAGACGCAAGCUCAUCUGAGAGCUUUGAGAAAAUUGUUGUUGCAUUACGUGCUGCGGCAGAAUAUGCGGGGUUACCUGUAGAUAACUGUGUUCUUGUUGCUGGAAGUCAGUCCGGAGUUGCUGCUGCAAAGAUGAUAGGAAUGUCAUGCAUAGUCAUGCGAAGCAGUUUAACGUCCAGAGGUGAGUUCCCGUCUGCGAAAGCUGUGAUGGAUGGGUUUGGAGGUGCGGACCUGACAAUCCAGAAACUUAGGAACAAGCUCAAAUCUUGAGAGAUCAUGUUUGUGAAAGCUGCCUUAGAUCAUAUCAUGGAGUUGUUCCGGUUACAUUUUGAAACUUAAAACUCUUCUCAGAACAGUUCUUGUCUGAGAGUUUGUUUAGUACAGUUUCUCUGCUUGAGGUCUGUCUGGUUAACCACCUCUGUAUCAUCCCAACAUUGUUCUGUCUUUUUUCUGAGCUGCCUGUUAGUUUCGUGGUACCUUUAAGAUGCUCGAAAUCUCAUCACUUCAAACAUGAAGCUGAUUCUGUUGA